AUGGCUACCCCCAGGAGUGUUCAACGUCUACAGCAGACGCUGUCGCAUGUCCAGCCGAACUCGGCCCCGGCGCCCGUCCAAUUAUCAAUUGUCGCGGGGCCUACCCAGCCUGCGCUCUUGGAUAUUACGCUCGGCGAGUUGCUGACGAUUCAAGCUCUGCAGUAUGCCAAUUACGAGUGUCUUGUGUUUCCCUGGACUGGGGCGCGCUGGACAUAUGCCAACUUGAAGGAUGAGGCCGAUCGCCUGGCGCGGGGCAUGUUGGCCAUGGGUGUGCAGAAAGGUGAUCGCGUAGGUAUUAUGGCAGGUAAUUGUGAACAGUACAUUUCUGUCUUUUUCGCUGCUGCCCGCGUUGGCGCUAUCUUGGUGGUGUUGAAUAAUACAUACACCCCGUCGGAGCUAUAUUACGCUCUCAAUCACUCUGGUUGCAAAGUUUUAUUCAUGACACCGCGUAUUGGGCGCCAUAAUCUUGAAGAAGUCCUAGCCGAGCUAGGACCCAAACCGAAGGAAAGUGGAACCUCGAAAUCCCUGGAGGAGAUCGUGAUGCUGCGCGAAGAAUAUCAAAAUUUCCCCACCUACAACGACAUCAUCGUGCGGGGUGUUUCGCAACCGGCGCAUUUGCUUCAGGAUCGUGAAGCCGAAUUGCGACCAGAUGACGUGUGCAAUCUUCAGUUCACAAGCGGCUCAACGGGCAACCCCAAGGCUGCGAUGUUAACUCAUUAUAACCUAGUGAACAACUCGCGAUUUAUUGGAGAUCGCAUGAAGCUUACUUCCUUCGACAUCCUCUGCUGCCCCCCACCACUAUUCCAUUGCUUCGGUCUGGUACUGGGCAUGUUGGCGGUAGUGACUCACGGAUCUAAAAUUGUCUUCCCCAGCGAGACAUUCGACCCGAAGGCCGUCCUACAUGCCAUCUCAGACGAAAAGUGCACUGCCCUGCAUGGCGUGCCCACUAUGUUUGAGGCCAUUCUCAGCAUCCCCAAGCCCAACAACUUGGAUACCUCUAAUCUGCGCACCGGUAUCAUUGCGGGUGCCCCCGUUCCGCGUCCAUUAAUGAAGUCUCUAUUGGAAGACCUCAACAUGAAAGAAUAUACCAGCAGCUACGGACUUACUGAGGCAUCGCCCACCUGCUUCAAUGCUUUCACGACUGACAGCAUCCACACCCGACUGACGACCGUGGGUAAGGUUCUACCGCAUGCUCGGGCUAAAAUUGUUGACGCCAAGGGCAACAUUGUCCCUGUGGGACAGCGUGGCGAGCUGUGCAUGGCCGGAUACCAACUUACGAAGGGUUAUUGGAAUAACCCUGAGAAGACAGCCGAGACACUGGUCACCGAUGCCGAGGGUACCGUCUGGUUGAAGACUGGUGACGAGGCGUCUUUUAACGAGGAGGGCUACUGCACCAUCACCGGACGCUUCAAAGACAUCAUCAUCCGCGGUGGCGAAAACAUCUACCCCCUUGAGAUCGAAGAGCGAUUGACCGCCCACUCUGCCAUCGAGCUCGCUUCCGUUGUCGGUAUCCCAGACCAGAAAUACGGCGAGGUUGUCGGAGCUUUCAUUCAGCUCUCUGCAGGUCAGACCCGCCCCUCCGAUGAAGAUCUUCGUGUCUGGACUCGCGAGACCCUCGGGCGUCAUAAGGCGCCGCAGUAUAUCUUCGUGUUUGGAGAGGAGGGCGUACCUAGCACGGUGCCGGUGACGGGCAGCGGAAAAGUCCGGAAGGUGGAGCUACGGCAGAUGGCGACGGAAGCGUUGAGUCGUGCAACGGCCUAA
Molecule: messenger RNA, 1761 nt
Organism: Penicillium pulvis
Lineage: Eukaryota; Fungi; Ascomycota; Eurotiomycetes; Eurotiales; Aspergillaceae
Gene: sidI
Product: putative long-chain-fatty-acid-CoA ligase
Exons: 4
Coding region: 1-1761 (586 amino acids)
Biological process (GO): fatty acid metabolic process
Molecular function (GO): medium-chain fatty acid-CoA ligase activity
Source: RefSeq, a predicted model, not a curated record